AUGUCGUCGAACCGCCCAGAAGGCGUCACAGAAGAAAUGGACGUAUCGAGUGGACCUGAAAGUGAAAUCGCCUCAGAUCCUAAUGACUCGGACACAACUUUGAAUAAGCCAAAUUUGUCUUCUGCCACCACACGCAAGCCACCUUCGAAGUUGAAGUCCGGACUGAUAAAACGGAAAGAAAAGCGUCGAGAUGCUAGAGGAAAAGAGCUAAGGCCUUCGUACCCGGUAUGUAGUCAGAGUUCCUCUUCUCCGCAGUCAGCUGAGCCGGUUUUCGAGGAAUGUGUCCUACGAGGUACUCCCCAUAUCGAAUUGAACCUCUCCAGCACUGUCAAAGAUCUAAGUGAGACCGAUGAUGGACAUUUGGUUUCCGGGUUCGGUGUGUUUUCGAGAGCCAUUGGAUCCGCAGAAUCUGCUCCUGCACUGCUGUUAGAAACGCCUUCAACAGACGCCGUUCCCGUUCACCAUGUUCCAAUACUCCCAAGCGAGACUCCCUCUCAUCCACUUGAGAUUAAUGACGAGCCUCCGAAACCUCCGCCUCUAACUCCGGACGCCCUAUGGGCUGGGAAGGCCUCGCAGGCAGAUUUGGCAAACAAUCCGGUCUUUAGCAAAAAUCCUGGCCGUGGGACUCCUUCUUCGCGCCUCUAUGUGAAAAAUCUUCAUAAGAAGACAACCGAAGAAGACCUCUGGUUGGUUUUUGGUUCCUUCAGCCAACUGGCACAACAAGGCGCCUCAAACCAGUUCUCUAUUCAGCUGCUUACUGGCGGUAGAAUGAAGGGCCAGGCGUUUAUCGGCUUUGAUUCUAUCGAACUGGCCACCCAGGCGCUGGAGGCCGCUCACGGUUACCUUCUAAACGGGAAGCCAAUGCACGUCCAAUUUGCACGCGGUGCUAUUGCCAAACCAGAUCCCAAAAGCUUCAUAAUUAGUGGCGAUUGA
This is a messenger RNA of Mesocestoides corti, 933 nucleotides long. Lineage: Eukaryota; Metazoa; Platyhelminthes; Cestoda; Cyclophyllidea; Mesocestoididae. The record is from the annotation of a GenBank genome assembly.